Sphenostylis stenocarpa is the source of this 972-nucleotide messenger RNA. NCBI's taxonomy places the organism in Eukaryota, Viridiplantae, Streptophyta, Magnoliopsida, Fabales, Fabaceae. The record is from the annotation of a GenBank genome assembly.
AUGGCCUCUCUCCAACCUCAACCCCAAGAAACCAAACCCACCGUCACCACCGUCACAUCCUCCACUCCCAGCCAAACAUCUAACACUUCCAACAGCACCAACAUCAACAACAAAAGCAAUCGUAAAUGCAAAGGUAAAGGUGGCCCUGACAACAACAAAUUUAGGUACCGCGGCGUCAGACAACGAAGCUGGGGCAAAUGGGUUGCCGAGAUCCGUGAACCACGUAAGCGCACACGCAAGUGGCUUGGCACCUUCUCCACCGCAGAAGAUGCUGCCAGAGCUUAUGACCGCGCGGCUCUCAUCCUCUACGGUUCCCGGGCUCAGCUUAAUCUCCAACCCCCUGGUUCCUCUUCGCAGUCUUCCUCUUCUCGCACCACCUCAUCUUCCUCCACUCAAACCCUAAGACCCUUGCUUCCUCGCCCCUCAAGCUUCGCUUUCAAUUUUCCCUUCCACGCUGCCCUGCCCUAUCCUUGCGGAGGCGCGUUUGCUAGCACUUUCAAUUUCACCCCUCCCGUGUUGUGCCCUAAGGAGAAUAGUAAUAAUAUAGUGCAUGUUCAUCACUAUCAUCAUCGUCCCCAGGAAGUGGUGCAAGAGCCUCACGCUCAAUCAACAUCAUAUCAAAAUUCGGAAUCUGAUUUGAGUUUAGGUGGGAAUAAUACUACUGCUGAUAGUUCAAUUAGAUCAACCUCGUACCAAAGGCGUGGUUGCAAGGAUGAUAACCGUUUGCAUGUGCAAGAUGGUGAUUUAUCGAAUCGAGAUAAACAUGAGAACAGUGCUGUAGAUGGAGUUAAUUAUGUUGGGGGUUCCGCUGAGUCUUCUCAGGUAAAUAUGGAGGCUUCUGUGGAUCCGGAUCUGUCUCUGGUGGGGACAGUGGGGCUUGGAUCUUCGUCUUCUUUGUGGUCCUUGGUGAAUGAGAAUGAUUACACUGGUAGUUUGUGGGAUUAUAAUGAUCCUUUCUUCUUUGAUCUUUAG